Messenger RNA from Vanrija pseudolonga, 631 nucleotides. It is a transcript of the gene MRPL19, whose product is annotated as 54S ribosomal protein L19, mitochondrial. Gene Ontology annotation, biological process: translation. Lineage: Eukaryota; Fungi; Basidiomycota; Tremellomycetes; Trichosporonales; Trichosporonaceae. The transcript is spliced from 2 exons. The record is from RefSeq and is a predicted model, not a curated record. Gene Ontology annotation, cellular component: ribosome; mitochondrial large ribosomal subunit. Bases 163 to 600 code for a protein of 145 amino acids. Gene Ontology annotation, molecular function: large ribosomal subunit rRNA binding; structural constituent of ribosome.
CAAUAACAACAAUCGCGAGGAGAGCAUAAAAGUCGGCAACAUCGACGGCACGAGCAGCACGACAGAAGCGGAAUAGACAAAGCGACAGACGACUGCGAAACAGCGACUCGACUCCACCCGACUCCACCCACACCCCAUCCCUCACACCCCCCCUCCCCCACCAUGUCCGGAAAAGCAGCAGUCACACAAAUCGUCAAGCUCGUCGUGCCGGCCGGCAAGGCGACGCCGUCGCCUCCUGUUGGACCUGCGCUUGGUGCGCGUGCGGUCAAGGCUAUCGACUUUUGCAAGGAGUUCAACGCCCGCACAGCGCACUUCAAGCCCGAAGUCCCCCUCCCGACGCUGAUCACGAUCAACCCCGACCGCACCUUCUCCUUCACGUUCCGCACCCCGCCCGUGUCGUACCUCCUCAAGAAGGCGGCCAAGAUCGACAAGGGCGCCGAGACGCACAAGGAGAAGGUCGGCACCGUGUCCCUCAAGCAUGUGUACGAGAUCGCCAAGGUCAAGUGCCACGACGAGGUGCUCAAGGACCUUGGGCUGGAGCGCGUGGCCAAGAGCGUGGUUGGCAGCGCGCGGAGCUUGGGGAUCGAGGUUGUGCCUUAGUUGAGGGGGGAUGUAGCAUUGCAUUGUGCGG